CAGGAAGCAAAUAGAAGAAGGCAGAAUCGUUGACAUUCAGCAGCUAAAGAUAAGAUCAAAAUGAAAUUAAUUACUGGAGCCUUCAUUACAGCAUUUUGCUCCCUGUUCGCUGAAGCAUUGGAAUGCUACAACUGUACCAAUGCAAGAAUGGCAACGGUUUGUACCACUGAUCGCCAGCAAUGCCCCACAAACAAAACCAUGUGCCUCACCGCGGUGAAGACAGUCGGCUUCAGUCAGAUAGGACUUGGUUACAUCACAAUAAGCAAGAAGUGCUCCUUUCAAACGGAGUGCAAUGCCGACGCCAGUAACUUGGUGGUCGGAGGGAGGAAGGUUCUCUGCUGCUCCACGGACCUGUGCAACGCCGAAAAUGCCGCCUUCUGCCCGGGCCUCCGCUGGCCAUUGCUGGCAGCCUCUACCACCCUCCCCUGGACUCUGCUGGGACUGACCAGCUCAACCUAACCCGACCGCUUGUGCCAGCUGCACUUGCUCAGUCUGCAGGAGAAGCUUCCAAUGGGGGGAAAAUAUGGCCAUUGUCGUUCCCCUCCUUCCCCCCCCCUGCUGCGGUUCAAUUAAGGUGAAAACUUCUGUCAUUGUCUACCGGGUUAGCCGUGUGAAAAUCAACCAUCAGAGUGUCACUGCAUCUCCAAGUCAGACUCAUAAAGAUUUGGCUAGUUGAGCAUCUUGGCGCUGAGUGUAACUUUGAAUGAAGAUACACGUGAUCUGAUUUGAGUAAUCUUCAGAAUGAGGGGAAAUCUUAAGGAGGCCAGGCCACAGGUUAUAGCGACACUGUCCACCGAGAUGGUCUUAUCCAGGCAGAGAGACACUGCCAUUACCAGACAAACGAAGAAAUCUUGUAAGUGUAAGGAUCUGUAAAUGAAAGGAUCUGUAAUUUUUGACUGAAUGCAAUAAUAAACAAUACAGGGAACCACAACCCUGUGGAA
Molecule: messenger RNA, 941 nt
Organism: Amblyraja radiata (thorny skate)
Lineage: Eukaryota; Metazoa; Chordata; Chondrichthyes; Rajiformes; Rajidae
Product: ly6/PLAUR domain-containing protein 2-like
Exons: 3
Coding region: 61-459 (132 amino acids)
Source: RefSeq, a predicted model, not a curated record